AUGGCCUCGCGCAGGUCCCGUAGGCGGCGCUUCCUCGAUGAGCGCGGCACUUCGGGCCCGCUCGCCCCGAACGGGUUGAACCCGGCGACCAUCAUGGAGAAGGCGGUGCGCGAGCGCAUCGUCGACAGCUACUUCUACAAGGAGCAGUGCUUCGGCAUCAACGAGGCCGACAUUGUCGACCGUGUCGUCGAGCACGUCGACUUCAUCGGCGGCGUCACGGGCACCGUGCAGAAGCCGACGCCUUUCCUCUGCCUCGCCUUCAAGCUCCUGCAGCUCGCGCCCGGCGACGACGUCCUCGAUGAGUACCUGCACCACGGCGGCGACAAGUUCAAGUACCUGCGCGCGCUGGCCGUCUUCUACAUCCGCCUCACCCGCCCGGACAAGGACGUAUACACCAAGCUGGAGCCGUUCCUGGAAGACCGCCGGAAGCUGCGCAGGAAGGGGAAGAACGGCACCAGUCUGACGUACAUGGAUGAGUUUGUCGACGAUCUGCUCACCAAAGACCGCGUCUGCUCGACGAGUCUGUGGAAGAUGAGGAGACGGGACAUCUUGGAGGAUCUGGACAUUCUGGAACCGCGGGUCAGCCCGCUGGGCACGCUUGAGGACCUGCUCGAAGAGGAGGACGAGGAUGCGAUGCAAAACGGAGACGAUGCAAACGGGCACGGCCAUGACGACGAUAGCGGCUCCGUCCGUUCAGUGCCCAGAUCCAGGGCUUGCGUCCGCGUCUUCAGAAACAGGAUCUUCAUUAGGCGCUAUACCCUCGAGUAG
Messenger RNA from Parathielavia appendiculata, 768 nucleotides. RefSeq names its product PRP38-domain-containing protein. The coding region runs from base 1 to 768 and encodes 255 amino acids. NCBI's taxonomy places the organism in Eukaryota, Fungi, Ascomycota, Sordariomycetes, Sordariales, Chaetomiaceae. The transcript is spliced from 3 exons. The record is from RefSeq and is a predicted model, not a curated record. Gene Ontology annotation, cellular component: precatalytic spliceosome.